CAACUUUCACAAAUGGCAUCUCCAAUAAAAACAGUCGUCAUCCUGGUUCAAGAAAACAGAUCUUUCGAUCACAUGUUAGGAUGGAUGAAAACCAUCAACUCCGACAUCGAUGGUGUCACCGGCAAAGAAUCCAACCUCUUGUCCACCGCCGACCACCACUCCCUACGCCUCUACCACACUAACAAGGCUGGAUUCAUUCAACCUGACCCUGGUCACUCUUUUGAAGCCACAUAUGAACAAAUCUUUGGUGCAGAAUGGUCCGAGUCUGCUAGCCAUGGUCUAACCCCUACCAUGAAUGGGUUCGCCCAACAAGCCGAAAAGGUGCAACAAGGCUUGUCCGAGGUCGUCAUGACUGGGUUCGACCCCGAUUCUCUACCUGUUUACAAAGAGUUGGUUUCCGAGUUUGCUGUUUGCGAUAGGUGGUUUUCGUCCAUUCCCACUUUGACCCAACCCAACAGAUUGUAUGUGCAUUCAGCGACUUCAUAUGGUGCUACCACAAACGACAACAAGGAUUUGAUCGAAGGGUACCCACAAAAGACCAUAUUUGAAUCGGUGGAGGAGGGCGGCUUUUCUUUUGGAAUUUACUACCAGUUACCUCCCACAACUCUUUUUUACAGAAACCUGCGUAAAUUGAAAUACAUUGACAACUUCCAUCAGUUCGAUCUACACUUUGACCGACAUUGCAAGGAAGGAAAGCUACCAAACUAUGUCGUUAUCGAACAAAGAUAUUUCGGGAUCAAAGUUUUGCCAGGAAACGACGAUCACCCAUCACAUGAUGUGUCUGAUGGUCAAAAGUUCGUGAAACAAGUCUACGAAUCAUUGAGAUCAAGUCCACAAUGGAAUGAGAUAUUGUUUGUAAUCGUGUAUGAUGAGCAUGGUGGUUUUUACGAUCAUGUCCCCACGCCGAAUGUUGGUAUUCCAAACCCUGAUGGUUUGGUUGGUCCUCCACCUUAUAAUUUCCAGUUUGAUCGACUCGGUGUUAGGGUUCCAGCCAUCCUUGUUUCUCCGUGGAUUGAACGUGGGACUGUGUUACAUAAGCCAACGGGGCCAUAUCCUACAUCUGAGUUUGAGCAUUCAUCUAUUCCAGCAACCGUUAAAAAAAUAUUUGGCCUAAAAUCAUUUUUAACGAAACGAGACGAGUGGGCUGGCACGUUCGAAGGCGUUGCAAGUAGAUCUACACCAAGAACCGAUUGUCCAGUUGUUUUGCCGGAUCCAAUGAAAAUGAGAGAAACCGAGCCAGAUGAAAAUGAAAAACUAAGCGAGUUUCAACAAGAGUUGGUCCAACUUGGUGCUGUCUUAAAGGGAGACCAGGAACAAGAUCAUAAAUUUGUCGAAAACAUGACUGUAAUCGAAGGGGUAAAUUACGUUGAAAAUGCAUACAAGAAGUUUUGUGAAGAUUGUGAACGAGCCAGAAGUGAUGGCAAAGAUGAAUCUUACAUCGUUUGUUUAAAGGAACCGGCUCCAUCUAGAGAGGAAUCGGCACCAUCUAGAGAGAAACCGUCAGAAUCAUUUGCUCAAAAGUUGUUAUCUUGUUUAACUUGUGAUAAUUAAUACGAUCUUUGAUGUUGAUAAUGUAUUUGAGAGUUGUUUCUUGAUAUUGUAAAUGUAUUUUCUUUUAAUUAUAUAUCAUGUACCACAGAUAUUACAAGUUAAUUUUUUUGUUGCUAAAUAAAAGCAUAUGUGGUUUGAUU
Molecule: messenger RNA, 1691 nt
Organism: Cynara cardunculus var. scolymus (artichoke)
Lineage: Eukaryota; Viridiplantae; Streptophyta; Magnoliopsida; Asterales; Asteraceae
Product: non-specific phospholipase C3-like
Exons: 5
Coding region: 13-1551 (512 amino acids)
Biological process (GO): phospholipid catabolic process
Molecular function (GO): hydrolase activity, acting on ester bonds
Source: RefSeq, a predicted model, not a curated record